AUGCCAUCUACUAUCAUAAAUCGGAAAAAGUUGCAGUCUGCUUUGCAAAGCGUCAACAAUUUCAGUAGCCCGAAAAUCCAGCUCGAACAGUAUCCAACGUCACCACAUGUGGCAACGGAUAUUUUGUUCAACAUGCAAAUGAUGCAUGGUUCGCUGCAAGGUAUGUCGGUUGCAGAUCUUGGAUGUGGACCAGGCAUACUUUCUAUCGGUGCGCGUCUAUUGGGAGCUAGUUAUGUGGUGGCUGUGGAUAUAGAUCCAGAUGCUAUCUCUGACCUUGUUCAGAAUUUAGAAUCUUUCGAUAUGAAAGAUGAGGCGAUUGAUGCUAUUUUGUGCGAUGCCAUCCGAUUUGGUGCAGAGGAAGAUCGGAAACUUUUUGAUACUGUGGUUCUUAAUCCUCCGUUUGGAACCAAUCUAUCCAAUGCGGGCAUCGAUAUAGAAUUUCUGAAGCGAGCUUUGUCCAUAGCACAGUGCCAUGUGUAUUCACUUCACAAAACUACUACUCGUGAUUUUGUCCUCCGUACAAUACGCAAUCUGAAUGCCCAAGCGGAAGUGGUUGCCGAAUUGAGAUUUGACAUUCCUCGGAUGUACAAACGUCAUCGACAAGAGACUGUUGACAUCGCGGUGGACUUGGUCCACGCAUGGUACUGA
This is a messenger RNA of Echinostoma caproni, 648 nucleotides long. The record is from the annotation of a GenBank genome assembly. Lineage: Eukaryota; Metazoa; Platyhelminthes; Trematoda; Plagiorchiida; Echinostomatidae.